AUGGAACAGAAAAAUGGAAGUUCUUUCACUGGGUUUAUCCUGCUAGGUUUCUCUGACAGGCCUCAACUUGAACUAGUCCUCUUUGUGGUCCUUUUGAUCUUCUACAUCUUCACUUUGCUGGGAAACACAACCAUCAUUGCAUUGUCCUACUUGGACCCACGUCUUCACACCCCGAUGUACUUUUUCCUCUCUAACCUGAGCUUUCUGGACAUGUGCUACACCACCAGCAUCGUUCCCCAGUUCCUAUUUAAUCUCAGUGGAGCAGACAAAUCCAUCUCCUUUGGUGGCUGUGAAGUUCAGUUCUUCAUCUCUCUGGCAUUGGGAUGUACAGAAUGUAUUCUCCUAGGAGUUAUGGCAUUUGACCGCUAUGCAGCUGUUUGCAGGCCCCUUCACUACACAGUAAUCAUGCACCCCCAUCUGUGUGCCCUGAUGGCUUCUGCUUCGUGGGUCACUGGUUUUGCCAUCUCCUUAUUGCAGACAGUGCUCAUCUUCCUUUUACCACUUUGUGGGAGAAAUAAAUUAGACCACUUCUUUUGUGAGAUCCCUCCAUUUCUCAAACUUGCCUGUGUUGACACCACCAUGAAUGUGUAUAUGACCUUUUUUGGCAGUGUCAUCAUUCUUCUCAUACCUGUUUCAUUAAUCAUGUUCUCCUAUGGUCGGAUUGUCAGGGCUGUGUUAAGAAUAAAGUCCACUACAGGCCGGAGAAAAGCAUUUGGCACGUGUGGAUCCCACCUCACAGUGGUCUCCCUGUUCUUUGGCACAGCCAUCUCUGUGUAUUUUCAGCCCAGUAGCAGCGACAACCAGGAUCAGGACAAGUUCAUGUCUCUCUUCUACACUGUCAUUAUCCCCAUGACCAACCCCCUCAUCUAUACGCUGAGGAACAGGGAUGUGAAGGGAGCAAUGAAGAAGGUGGUUUGGAAGGACCCUGACUCCAGAUGAUGGCUGAGGAGGACAGUUUAAUGGAAGGACUUUGAACAGCAGAACUACUCAGAUAUAUGUGUGUGCCCCAUGAGCCAUCUAAGAUUGCUUUGGCAACUCUGAAGGGAAUUUGUUUCCUUCAUUCCCUUUGAAAAGUGAGUGUUUAAAUUCUAAGUUCAUGUACUCAUUUCAACUUCCAGAGAUGCUGAUUCAGUGUUCUGACAGCAUCUGUUUUGAGGUUAUUUUUUUUUAAAGCUCCAAGGAUUUUUCUUGUUUGCGCUCCCUUUUAGGUACAUUAUUCAUCAUCUAUUUGCAAAAAGAUAUGUGAAAUUAUUAUAUGACAACAUAGCCAAAAUAAGAACAGGGAACCACUGAAACACUGUAAGGAAUAUUAACAUUUUAUCAUUUCCUAAAAAUUGCUACUUCUACAACACAUGUAUUCUGAUGCCAACAGGUAAAUUGGCACCUACAAUUGAUGAGCUUUUUCUAUAUAACAAAUCACUUCAAAAAUUAAGUUGCUUAAAACACCAACCAUUAAUUUAUCUCACAAUUAUGUGCAUUGGCAAUUUGGGCUAAGCUUAGCUAGACAAUUCUUCAGGUCUUGGCUGGACUCACUCAAAUGCCAGCAGUUAGCUUCUGGGUUGACUUAGGGCUUCCUGAUCCAAGACUGUUCCAGUUGGCAUGGUUUCCAUCUCCUUGAUUUGGUGUCUUGUCUUCCAGUAGGAUGGCCUGGAAUGUUCAUAUGGGGAAGGCCGAUUUCCAAGUUCUUGUGACCCAUUAAUUGUUCAAAUUAUGGCUACUCUCCUGCUUGACUGUCCUGUCUCUCUUUGUGCAUUCUUUACCUGCAUAAAUAGUAACUGUUAGGGUCUGUUCUUUGUUCCACUUGGAGGGUCUAGGAGGUCACAGUCUAUUUCCUCUUUCCCAGUCAACCAAAAGUAGGGCCUUCCCUGGUGGUCUAGUGGUA
This is a messenger RNA of Bubalus bubalis (water buffalo), 1882 nucleotides long. RefSeq names its product putative olfactory receptor 2B8. Bases 1 to 939 code for a protein of 312 amino acids. Lineage: Eukaryota; Metazoa; Chordata; Mammalia; Artiodactyla; Bovidae. The record is from RefSeq and is a predicted model, not a curated record. Gene Ontology annotation, cellular component: membrane. The transcript has a single exon. Gene Ontology annotation, biological process: G protein-coupled receptor signaling pathway. Gene Ontology annotation, molecular function: olfactory receptor activity; G protein-coupled receptor activity.